AUGAAAGAUGCGUCUUAGAGUAGUUCAAGCAGCGGUAGCAGUGGAUCUUCUUAAGGAAAUAAAAAAGGAAAGAAAGAUAAAAAAAGUUCUUAAAAUAAUAAUGAAACCAAAAAGAGUGAUAAGAAGAAAUCUGAAAAAAGAAAAUCAUCUAGUGAUUCAUCUGAAUCUAAUAAAGAAAAGAAAAAACCCAAAGUUGAAGAUUCAGAUAAAAAAGGUAAGGAUAAGGCGAAGAAAGAAAAAGGGGGAUCUUCAUCUUCUUCAAGCUCAUCAUCUUCAGGAUCUAGUUCAGAAAAUAACAAGAAAAAGAAAAAACCUGUUGCUAAAAAACCAGCUCAGCCUAAAAAAGCUAAAAAAUCUUCUGGGAAAAAGAAAAAGAAGGAUAGUUCUUCUUCAAGUACAAGUUCAAGUGGAACAUCAAGUACGAGUAGCAAUGGAUCAAGCAGUUCUUCUUCUAGUAGCAGUUCAUCAAGCAGCAGUAGUGAAGAUGAAAGGAAAAGAAAGAGAAGAGAAAGGCAUUUACUUGGCAUCGGUGCUAAAUGCACUCAUGAAGAAGGAGAUGAAGAAUUUUUCUUAGGUGGUAAGAAAGCUUAAGAGACUUAAAAAAGAAAAGCAACUUUUAUUGAGAAGAGAAAUAGGAGGAAGAAGAUUAAAGAAAUUGAUCCAGAAGAGUACGAGGAUGAAAUUUGGUUAGCUUAUGUCGAGCCAUAAUAUGAGAACGAAUAUUCAAGAAUGCUUGCAGCUUAAAAUAGGCCUGCACUAGGGCCAGGACCUUAUCUAGGUCAAACUAAAGCAGUUGCAUCUAAAGAAGAUCUUGAGAAUCAUAUCUAAAAAUCUCGAGAGCAAGUUAGAAGCUUUUUCAAAAACUUCAAUCCUAAUGUUGAAAUACCUUUUCCAAAAGUAAUCGAAUUGAAAAAGAUUGCGAUAAGAGUGGCUGAAUACGAUUUCUUGAGACCUAAAGGUGUAGAAAUAUAAGAUAUUUCAGAACCUGCUCCUUCGAUUCCAAAAACAGGUGAUGGAACAGAUCAAUUUUAUUAUCCUUACACUUUAGGAUAUCCGAUAAAAAGAGUACAAAAAAGAAAACCAAAAGGAGAAGAAAUUAAAAUUUUGGAUUUUGUUGAUUCAAGCAAGGCUAUUUAAGGCUCUUCAGACGAGAAUGAAGAAGUUGUAAAGAAAACAAAGAAAAGAGGUAGAAAGGUGUAGAUUGAUGAUAUGGAGGUAGAAGUUUAGAAUGACAAAAUCAAAAUAAAGAUUGAUAAAUAAGAUGAGGAUCCGACUCCAGUUCAAAUCGAUACUUCAACAAAAUAAAAAAAUAAUGAUUCAACUUCAAAAGAAAACAAAGAUAGAAAGAAACAAGAAAAGAAGAAGAAAAAGAAAAGCAAAAAGAAUGAUCUCGACGAUGAAGAGGAGUAUUAUGAUGACAAGAAUAGUCUGGAUGCUGAUGCACAUGAUAUUGAAGAUAUAAAUCUUGAAAAAGAGUUGAACAAAAAGCAAAGCUCUAAAAAGAGUUCUGUAAAGAAAGAAGUAAAAAAAGAUAUUAAAAUAGAUUAUUCUGAAGUUUAAAAUCCCCCAACUGCUGGGAAUCUUAAAAAAUCAAAGUUCAAGAAAAACAAAAAGAAAAGUAAAAAAGAUGAUUAGAUAGAUGACGAUGAUGAAAAUGAGGCUAAUAUAAGUGAGGAAUUAGAAUUAUAAUAGUAGCUGGUUGAUGAUGACGUUUUAAUGGAUGAUUUAAGUUAAGACAAAAAAGAUAAAAAGACUUUAAAAGAAGAGAGGAAAAAGCUAAGUGCAAUUUAGCUAAUUGUUUAAAACCAUAAAUAUGAAAUUCCUUUGAUAAGUUAAAAGGAUUAAAAGAUUUAAUCCUCAAAAGUUAAGGAGAAGAAAAUUGAAAAAGAAUAAAUUGAGAUCAAAUGCGAUAAGAAGUCUUAAUAAUCCUAAGAGGAAAAUUCAAAAAAGAAAAAUUAAUAGAGUUUGGAGGAAUAAAUAGUCAAGGAUUUGAAAGAAAAGGUAGCAGAAAAGAAGCAUCAUAAAAAUGAAGAAAAGCUAGUAAAAUAGACGAAUGGUAAGAAAUCGUCUUAGGAGAAGUAGUAAUCCAAGGACGAGAAAAAUGUUAAAGAAAAACAUAAUUAUUCUCAUAAAGGAACAAAGGAUACUGAUAAAUCUCAAGAAAGUAUUGAAAUUUCAGAACCACCAUCUUAGUCCUCACAAGAGAAAAAAAAAGUCAAAAAUAAUUUGGAAAAGCUAGAGACGAUAAUAGGAAAGUAGCAGAAACAACAAUAAUAACCUUAAGCGAAAGAAAUAAAUAAAAAAAAGAUUUAGAGCCCAAUGAUGUCAACUGCUGAUGCUACUGAUAUAGCAGACAAUACUUAAACGCCUCCAACAUCUCAGAAAAAGUGUAGAGUCAAAAAUUUAAAUGUUAAAUCUUGA
Molecule: messenger RNA, 2421 nt
Organism: Stylonychia lemnae
Lineage: Eukaryota; Ciliophora; Spirotrichea; Sporadotrichida; Oxytrichidae
Source: the annotation of a GenBank genome assembly